GCUGCUAAAGCUUCCCGGAAGAGAGAUGGCGGCGGCUGCUUCUUUCCAGUCCAGGACGUUGCACAGUCCAUUAUCUAAAGGAGCCAGCAGUAAAGACGCCUUCUCCUCCACGUCUUACACCUCGUACCCCAGAGGGGACCCGUCCGACCUGCAGGGUCCCCCCAGCCGGCUGCCACUUGCCUAUCCAGAGAGCAACAGCAGAGCUAUAAUGUCAGCCUUAAGGAACCUCCAGGAGAAGAUCCGACAGCUGGAACUAGAGAGGAUAAAAGCUGAGGAUAACCUCAGACUCCUGUCCAAGGAGUCCACGGACUACAAGCAUCAGCUGGAAAAACGGACCCAGUCCACGGACCAUGUCAAAGAUGAUAUGUCCAGGCAGAACAGAGAUCUCUCCAGACAGUUGUCAGCAGCAGAAUCUCGGUGCGGCCUUUUGGAAAAGCAGCUGGAAUACAUGAAGAAAAUGGUGCAAAAUGCGGAAACGGAGAGGAAUUCUGUUCUGGCCAAACAGGUAUCACUCGAAGGAGACCAAGCACUUGAAAAAUCUAACUUACAAGCCAAGCUGGAAAAGUUGGACAAGCUAGAACAAGAAUACCUGAAGCUGACCACCAUGCAAGUGCUGGCGGAGAAUAAAAUCCGUGAUAUAGAGCAGAAGCUGCGAGAAGAGGAACAUCAGCGGAAACUAGUCCAAGAGAAGGCCGCUCAGCUGCAGACGGGUCUAGAGACAAAUCGCAUUCUGCUCAAGUCUUUGACUCCUCCUACAAAGCAGGGGAAGAUAAAGAGGCGCGCGUCACACGGAGAGAAGAAGGCCGACCAUCAGAGCUGCAGCCAUACACAGCCUCACUACAGGCUGAGCCUGGGAGAUGUGCCCUUUGUUGCUGGAAAGUCCACCGCUCCCAGUCACUCUGUGCGGGCCAAUGUCCAACAUGUCCUUCAUCUGAUGAAGCAGCACCAUAAGGUCUUCUGCAAUGACCGGGUUGUGAGCGAUCAGCCUUUAGAACAGAAAGAGAGCAGUGUCCGGUGGACUGAUCAUUUUGUGCCGUCCUCUUCAUCCUACCGGGAGCUAUCGGAGGUUCUGCUCACAUUGGAAGAUGAGUUUGGGCAGAUGAGUUUUGAUCACCAGGAAUUGGUGAAGCAGAUUAAUGAAGCACAUUCCGACCGUCUCAGGGAAGAUCUAGAAGAAGAACUGGAGGUUUUAGUGAGGAGAAUGGAGGCAAAAGCUGACCAGAUAACUAAAGUACGCAAGCACCAAGCCAUGCUUGGAAAAUUAUUAAAGGAAUCAAGGCUGAAAAAGAAAGCGUCUUGUGAAUCCUCCAAAACCAUUCAUAGCGGCAAAGACCAACCAGCUUCCAAACACGACCCCAACAGAACGAGUCCGGGGGAGAAGAGCAGGAAGAGUCUACAGCUACUGAGAGAGAUGCAGACCCUGCAGGGCUCGCUACAGAGGGAUGACGUACACUGGGAGUAACAUGGCUCUUACUGGGAACCACUCGGGGAUAGUGACUGUCCGCAGCUGCCGCACCCCCGCCUCGGAUAUCUCACGAUUGGAUGCUGCCGGAAACGUUAAGUGUCCGUUCAGUAAGAGAAAAGGGGGCGGCAGAAUAAAACCCUCCUUUCUGAUGUCCUGCAGGUGGCGCUCAUACUGACUGUACCUUAUUUAUUAUCAAGCUUGUGAAGCGUUUUGGGUAGCAUUUGAAGUCUUAAGGGUUAAUGAGAGAAUGCUAUUGCACUGCAUACAACCUAGUUAGUAGGUAAGUGCUGGUAGGUAGGUGCUUGGUCAAGGUCUGGCAUGCCCAGAGCUGCAGUUCUGCAACCAAAGGGGUUGUCCAUGGUUAGAAACACAAUGCUGUUUUCCUCCUUUUUCACAGGUUUCGUGCGGUAUUGCCGCUUAGACUCCUGUAGCCCUACAGAGAUGAGCUGCAAUACUAGACACAACCUGAGGACAGGGCUGACGACUUCUGGCUAAACGCUGGCGGGUGAAGACAGUAGCAAUUUGUCACUCAUUCAUGUCCCUGGACACUUAAAGGGGUUAUCCUGGUUCAGAUCUAAACUCGGACAUAUCCCCUUUUUCACCCCUCGGGCCCUUCUGACAUGAGUAUCGGAGCAUUUCAUGCUCCGAUGCUCUCCCAAUUUUCGUAAGAUCCGGUGAUGUACUGGGCUCUCCAUGGGCAUGCUAGACGGAGUCUACCGCCUAGUAGUAAGCACGACACAACUACUUUAAUGUAAACAAUAAAAAUCAUAUAGUACAUGACUAUCUAUUUCUAAAAAACGUAGAACCAGCCCUGUACCUCGCAUGGAUCCAGAGAUCUCCCCAUUUUUUGCUCCAGUUUACUCUGCUAGAUUUAUUUUAAGAUGGCAGCACUGGGGCUAUGCACUUUCUCAGGGAGCGUGUCCUUUCUGCUGCAGCUGGCAGCAGUAGAAGGAUGGAACUGAGCAUGUGCGUCCAUCUCAAUGAGCAGGACAGAGAAAGUAGAAAAAGAACAGACAGCAGGUGGCGCUGUACAGAGAGCUGGUGAGAUAUUCACUAAAAUCUAAAAUGCUUAAUUGCAUGCAAUUACCAAAUUAUUCAGGUCCAGGUGCUGGUUUAAAAAUUGUACAAUAUUUUUGUGGGACAACCCCUUUAAAAGGAAGUUGUGUUGGGGGGAGCAGUUAUACAGAGAGGGGAAUCUUCCCAACCUAUUGGCAGCUUUUAGAGAGAAUGUGUGUCAUUAGAGUGUCAGCUCAGUUGCCUUAUGUACUUGUUUGUGCAUCCAGCAGCCUGUUUUACCUCCGGCCCUUAUAACCAGUAUGGAGAUAGGCCGCCAACAGAGUAGUCUCUAGUGAGGAGUAUGCAGCAGCUCCCGUCCUGACCUCCCAGCACUACCGGGUUUUAUAGCAUUAUAUUGGUUUAUGAUGCUAUGUAACACUUACAGUUCUGGAAUGUAUUGGAUAUUAUACUGUACAGUAAAUUUCAGAACUGUAAGGGUUACAUAGCAUCAUAAAUCAAUAUAAUAUGCGACCGUCCUGCUCUUGCCCCCCCCCCCCCCCCCCUCCUGUGCUGGGAGGUCAGGACGGGAGAUCACAGGCUGCGAGUCGGAUGCGUGGGACUUGCUUGUGUGAAGGGGCCUUAUAGCUGAGGCCAGACCAUUGGAUGGGUACCCCAUGACAUGCACUUAGUAGUUUAGGAUUAUUGGGGCAAUCAUAGAUGCCCUGAUUGAAAGGGGUCAUAAUGAAUGUAAGUGAAUGGAAAACAUUCAAAUCCUGGAAAAAAUCUUUCUGAAUUGUAUAAUUGUAAGGUUUCUGUAAAUGCUGCUGUACUUGCGUCUCUCGGGUGUACAGCGAACAGAAGGUCACUAUUUUUUACAUUAUUAAUACAUUUUCAUGAACACUUUUUGAAGCUUGCUUUGGGCUGGGGUCUCACAUGCAGGUUAGGCCUCAUGCACACGUUUUUGCGGCUCUGAUGUGGACCCAUUCACUUCAAUGGGGCUGCAAAAGAUGUGGACAGCACUCCGCGUGCUAUCCGCAUCCGUUGCUCCGUUCCGUGGCCCCGCAAAAAAAUAUAACAUGUCCUAUUCUUGUCCGUUUUGCGGACAAGAAUAAGCAUUUCUACAAUGGGCCGCCUGUUCCGUUCCGCAAAUUGCGGAAGGCACACUGGCAGCGUCCGUGUUUUGAUGACCACAAAAAACGGAACGGUCGUGUGCAUGAAGCCUUAAGGUACAGAUUUUUAUGCAUUUUUUUUUUUUUUUUUUUUUUAAAGCCAGAACCAGUGUGCAGGUGAAUGCACAUAAGAUCUACACAUGUUUCUGCACCAAAAGCUUCAAUGUCUAAUAGCGGAUUUGAUGCGGUGUAGCCGCAGAUCUCGCCCUUCCAUUGAAAAGGAUGAAAUCUGCAGCUAAAACCGCAAACCUAACGGACAUGCUAUUUCAUUUGAACUGCGCUCGGCAGGUCACUCUCCGAACUGAAACAAUCCGCAAAGUGUGCAUGAGAUUUGAGUAAGGCUUCUUUUACACUGGUGAUUGGAUUGUCCGGCAGGGGAACAGCCUGCCAGAUCUGUACCAAUGUCCGCACACGUGUGCCACCGUAAGUCCACUCUGGCCCCAUUCACUAUAAUGGGGAUGGGUCGGAAAUGCGGCUGCAGCACAGCAAACAUGCCGAGGGGUGGCUGGACAAAAACCACAGCAAUAGUGAAUGGGGCACUUCCUAAUGUAUUGUGAUUGUCCAUAUUGCUUCCUUUGCUGGCUGGAUACAUUUUUCCAUCACAUUAUACACUGCUCGUUUCCAUGGGUUAUGGCCACCGUUGCAGAGCAAAUACAAGGUGGCUGGGAUGGGAGCUGCUGCACGUGUGUGCCUAUGUAUAUUUCCACAGUCCCUGCUGGCGUCUUUUCCUAUAUUGUGCAAGCACGACCACCACUGCUGGAUUACAGGGGUGGUCGUAACCAUGGAAAUGAGCAGUGUAUAAUGUAAUGGAAAAAAAUGAAUCCAGCCAGCAAAGGAGGCUAUAUGGACAAUCACAAUACAUUAGUCAGUGUGCGGCUCUGAAUAUUAACAUUUUAGAUUACAGAUGGAAAUCCCAGUUCAGGUCAGUUGACUUGCAGUCGGGCUGAGAUUUAUGGAUAUAAUAUAGAUGUUAUAAUGCGCCCAUGCUGUGUGAAUAAGGCCUUACUGAUAAAAUCCUGACGUCCUGCUGUAACAUCGUAUGUAUAUUGGCCUACCUGCCUAUGUAUAUGGAUCAUGUGGACUUUACAAAGAUUGUAUAUUUAUAUAAAGUAUAUAGGGGAGAUGAUGUAGUUUUUGGUUGCGGUGCUCUUUUCUCUCCAGAAAUAGCGCCUCUCUUGUCCCAUGUGCGGUGUCGGGUAUUGCAUUCAAUUUAGAGCUGAGCUGUUAGGUCAGACAUCACCUCCUCUGAUCCUCAGCUGUGUCAUGUGACUGACACCAUGAUCGUUUGCAUGCGUCAGAUCGCGGUGUCUAAUAACGAUCUGCCGCCGGCAAACCACUAGACAGCAUGUGGACGAGCGCUGGCAUAGCGAUCUCCUCCGCUAGCGAGCAGGCGAUUGCCGGGAGGGAACGCUUCAGUCUCGACAAUCGUCUGCUCUAUCUGUGAUACAGGCUUCAGUCUGAAACACUUUGGUGCUUUUAUUGUUAUCGCUGAUAGAACGUUCACAUGAUCAGGGAUCCUUCUUCAGUGUCCCGAUAAUGCACUUUUAUAUGAUAAAUCUCAUUGUGUGUCCUGCUUGCACUAUAUAAAUAAACCUAUGUAUGGCUAAA
Molecule: messenger RNA, 5238 nt
Organism: Bufo gargarizans (Asiatic toad)
Lineage: Eukaryota; Metazoa; Chordata; Amphibia; Anura; Bufonidae
Gene: CEP57
Product: centrosomal protein 57
Exons: 11
Coding region: 26-1462 (478 amino acids)
Cellular component (GO): centrosome
Molecular function (GO): gamma-tubulin binding; microtubule binding; identical protein binding
Source: RefSeq, a predicted model, not a curated record